Messenger RNA from Linum tenue, 499 nucleotides. Lineage: Eukaryota; Viridiplantae; Streptophyta; Magnoliopsida; Malpighiales; Linaceae. The record is from the annotation of a GenBank genome assembly.
CACUUAUGAUCUUAUCACAUGUUUAUUACAGUGAUACAAUUUCUCAAUAACACAUUGAACCGUUUUACAGAACCAUUAUCGAGGAACAUAUCAACGUAUAUACUUGGUUGGAACUUACUUGAUCAACAUGCAGACCCUCAUAUUUACAGCUGAUGGUGAAACCCCCAAGUAUCCGUACAAAGCAAACGUUAUUCAUCAUCGAUUUUAUAUACCAACGACAGGAAACAACAUAACCGGAUUCAUAAGAUGGAAAAAGAAAAGCUUAUCAUCGGACUACCCUUUGUGCAAACACCAGCAGUACUUUAGUAGAGGUGAAUGUCGACACUAAUACCUCCUAAUUGAUCCCUGCUGAUCGAGCAGCUGCUCUUCCUGUUCAGUUGCUUCCCGCCGACAAACUUGUGGUGCCCCCCACAACGGAGCCACAGACAGGAGAUCCUUGUGAGUACUGCCUGCCCGGCAAGCCGUACUCCAUAAACCACGCUCAAGUCGGCCCAUAUCU